Diospyros lotus (date-plum) is the source of this 1470-nucleotide messenger RNA. RefSeq lists its product as uncharacterized. The coding region runs from base 67 to 1143 and encodes 358 amino acids. NCBI's taxonomy places the organism in Eukaryota, Viridiplantae, Streptophyta, Magnoliopsida, Ericales, Ebenaceae. Gene Ontology annotation, biological process: ribosome biogenesis; cytosolic ribosome assembly. The transcript has 5 exons. The record is from RefSeq and is a predicted model, not a curated record.
GCUUUCUGGAACAGAGCAUUCGGGAACGCAUACGAGAGAGAGAGAGAGAGAGAGAGAGAGAGAGAGAUGUCGAAAACGCUGGUGCAGCCCAUAGGGCAGAAGAGGCUGACGAACGUGGCGGUGGUUCGGCUGAAGAAGCACGGCGUCCGAUUCGAGAUCGCUUGCUACAAGAACAAGGUCCUUUCCUGGCGCUCCGGCGUAGAGAAGGAUUUGGAUGAAGUGUUGCAGUCGCACACUGUUUACUCAAAUGUUUCCAAAGGGGUUCUUGCCAAGACAAAAGAUUUGAUGGCUGCUUUCGGGACUGAUGAUCAGACAAAAAUAUGCUUGGAGAUUUUGGACAAAGGGGAACUGCAAGUUGCUGGAAAGGAAAGGGAAUCUCAGUUAUCAAGUCAGUUUCGAGAUAUUGCAACAAUAGUUAUGCAGAAAACUAUUAAUCCUGAGACUCAACACCCUUAUACUAUUAGCAUGAUUGAACGUCUAAUGCAUGAAAUUCAUUUUGCUGUUGAUCCACAUGGUAGCUCAAAAAAGCAGGCACUGGAUGUUAUCCGUGAGCUACAAAAGCACUUUCCUAUAAAACGGUCUCCAAUGAGACUACGAUUAACAGUACCGGUACAAAAGCUUUCUUCUGUUAUGGAGAAAUUCAGUUUCUGGAAUGCUAGUGUGGUUUCAAAGGAUGAAUCUGGAAGUCAGCUUUUCAUUAUAUUCGAAAUGGAGCCAGGUUUUUUCCGGGACUGUGAUGCCUUGGUGAGGAAUCUGCAGGGCAGGCUGGAAAUUCUCGCAGUUUCUGUACAUUUUAAAGGGGAUACGAAUGUGGAUCAUUAUGAUGAUCAUGAGGAUGUGCCAGGAAGCCUACCCGGGGAAAGCUCGGAUUCUGUGGCCCAACUAAGCGCAAGAAUUCAGGAACAUAAGAUCUCUGGCACAAGCGAAAGUGCCAAGGGAGAGGGAGAGCAAAAGAAGUGCAGCACAUGCAAUGCCCUUGUGCCGGGGGGAACGACGCAGUUCAAAGAGCACUGUUUAAGUGAUUGGCAUAAGAAUAACGUUAGGCGCAAGGCUCAUAAACUCCCUGCACUGACUGCAGAAGAAUACAUGGUCGACAUGGACAGGGGUGGCUCCAAAGCAGAUUUGAAAGAGUACUCGUUCUGAGUGAGAUUUUUGGCCUUGCUCUUUUUCCCUUUUUUCUUGGUGGGUUAAGUUUCACUACUUGCUAUGCACAUGGAUGUGACUGUGAGCCUAAUGGUAACAUUAUCUGGUAAAACGUUUAGCUUCACUAGGCUUCUUGUCAGGCACCUUGUUACUUUCAAGAUCUAAAACUUUGAUGUAUGUGUGUCUUUUAAGUUUCAUUCUUCUUAAACAGAUGGGAAAAUUAUAUUGUUAUGUAAUUUUUGUGUACAGACUGUCUCCCAUACUAUUCUUCUAUGUAACAUUGUUGUUUGGAUGUCCUCGAAAGGAGAAUCUUCUGACUUUUUCUCA